GUUUUUGGGUAUAAAUAAGCUGGUAUAACGGUUGUUGGGCAUCAAAUACUUUCCAGACUUCCCAAGAAGCAAACAUAGAAAUAUUUAGCCACCAUGUUCAAAUACGCCGUUGUUGUCCUCGCUCUCGUGGCCUGUGCUGCUGCCAAGCCAGGUCUGCUGGGUGCUCCUCUGGCCUACACUUCUCCAUUGGCUUACACUGCUCCUCUGGCUUACUCUCACCCCGCGGCUGUUGUGGCUGCUCCUGCUCCAGUUGUGACCGCCACCAGCAGCCAGGUGAUCGCCAGGAACUUCAAUGGAAUCGCCGCUGCUCCAGUGAUUGCUCCAGUGGCUGCCCCAGUUGUUGCCAAGUACGCAGCUGCUCCUCUGGCGGCUCCCUUGGCUGCUCCUUUGGCCUACAGCUCCCCUCUGGCUUACACCUCCCCAUUGGCCUACCAUGCGCAUCCAGUGGCCGCUCCUGUUCUGCUGUAA
Drosophila gunungcola (fruit fly) is the source of this 468-nucleotide messenger RNA. RefSeq names its product cuticle protein 38-like. Lineage: Eukaryota; Metazoa; Arthropoda; Insecta; Diptera; Drosophilidae. The record is from RefSeq and is a predicted model, not a curated record.